AUGUCCCUCUCUCACGAAUACCAUCAGCCGGAUGCGCCAGACUCGCCCACCGAUGACACAGACUCCGACCUCGACCUAGACCUCCAUGAACUCGAUCCCGCUACUGGCGCGCAGUCUCGUUCGUCACCUGCAGUCCGUGGAUCGCUCGAACACGCUCGAAACUCUCUGCACGACCUUGGCAACCGUAUUCCGCUACGCAACCUGAGGGUCGGACGACGGCGGCCCCCUAGGACACAGAGCGAUGACUUUGGAGAUUCGCGAGGGCUCGCACAUGAUGGCGAGCCAAAGAUGUAUACAGCUGGCAGCGUCGACGCUGAUCACGAAGAUGACGCGCCCCUGUUAAACACCUCACACGGCCGGCGGAGGCGGAAGGACGCAGGAACCUUGAAGAGGAUAGGCUCGCGCAUAAGCCCUCCAAGCUUCAUAGCGGGUUCGAGUUCUGGGGAAGCACCACCACCAACAGAGCCAGAACCCGAUAAUGAGCACAAUCCAGCAGCGAACCGGACAGUAGCUGUGGGACAAGCUCAGAGCAGUCGCUAUCCUCCCAACGCAGUCUCAAACGCCAAAUAUACCCCCUGGUCCUUCCUGCCGCGGACGCUGUACAAUGAGUUCUCAUUCUUCUUCAACAUGUACUUUUUACUGGUGGCGCUUUCGCAAAUUAUACCCGCCUUGCGCAUCGGCUAUCUGUCCACUUACAUUGCACCACUGGCGUUUGUUCUUAUGAUCACACUUGGGAAAGAGGCGGCUGAUGACAUUACGAGACGGCGGAGAGAUGCUGAGGCGAAUUCUGAGGCGUACACGGUGCUAAGGUUCGAAGAGAGUAGCUACGGAACAACUACGAACGGCUCUGGCAACCGAGGGAUCCUUGGAAAGCGGAAGAGAAAGGCAAAUGGCAUGGCGAGAAGGUUGACGGAUUUGGAGGAAGAGGAGCAAAGUAUGGAGGGCGGUGGGAAGGGCCAGCCUACGGCCAGCUUUCGGGAGCUAAGCAAGACAUCAAAAGACUUGAAAGUAGGCGACGUAGUCAAAAUGAUGAAAAACCAGCGUGUGCCGGCGGAUAUGGUGAUACUGAGGAGCUAUACUAGCGAAAACAAGACCCUCGAGGGUGAACGCGCUUCAUCGACGGAGCAACGUCCCUCAGCAGAUCUGAUAGAUGCUGCCAAUGACAAUCCGAGCGCCGUUGACCCGGAACCGAACGGCACAGUCGAGCAAGCAGCGCAGCCUCCAAAAAUCAACAACGCCGAGCUAUCCGGAGAGGCCUUUAUCAGAACCGAUCAGCUCGAUGGCGAGACUGACUGGAAGCUGCGCCUCGCAUCACCACUAUCGCAGUCGCUGGACAUCUGUGAAUACACUCGACUGAGGGUUUUAGCUGGGAAGCCAGACAGGAAGGUCAACGAAUUUGUCGGCACUAUCGAGCUUCUACCUAGAGAGAGACACUCAUCUUACGAUCCUCACAUCGACAAAGACGCACCACCCGACGGCAGCGCAGAAAACCAAUCCCAACAAGCGUCUCCCUUGACCAUCGAUAACACUGCAUGGGCAAACACAGUGCUCGCCUCCAGCUCUACAGUGCUGGCAGUGGUAAUAUACACAGGCCCCCAGACACGCCAAGCUCUAUCCACCUCUCCCUCCCGCUCUAAGGCUGGCCUGCUUGAGUAUGAGAUCAAUUCUCUAACCAAGAUACUUUGCGCCCUCACCCUAACCGUCUCUCUGCUUCUUGUGGCUCUUGGCCGCUAUGAGCAAACAGAUCAGCGGAGAUGGUAUGUCUCGGUCAUGCGUUUUCUCAUCCUCUUUUCCACCAUCGUUCCGAUCAGCUUGAGAGUCAAUCUGGACAUGGGAAAAUCGGUCUACGCAUGGUUCAUCGAGAAGGACGAGGGCAUUCCAGGUACCGUAGUCCGGACGAGUACUAUCCCGGAAGAUCUCGGCCGCAUCGAGUAUCUACUCAGCGAUAAGACAGGGACGCUGACUCAGAAUGAGAUGGAGCUGAAGAAAAUCCAUAUCGGCACAGUGUCGUAUGCUGGUGAGGCCAUGGAGGAGGUAUGCUCGUAUGUUCGGCAGGGUCUCUCUGUCCCGCCCGACACGGGAAGUCCGACUGCAUCCUCUCUGGUUACCCCUUCGUCCUCCCACAUCGCUUCCACCUCCGCCACUCGCACGAGACGGGAGAUUGGAUCCAGGGUCCUCAAUGUUGUUAUGGCACUCGCGAUCUGCCACAAUGUCACUCCUACCACCGAAGAACAUGAGAAUGGUGAUAUGGAGACUACUUACCAGGCAUCUUCUCCUGAUGAGAUUGCUAUUGUGAAGUGGACUUCGGCGGUUGGCUUGCGCCUGCUACAGCGAGACAGGCACAGCAUGUCUCUGCAGUCCACGUCCACUGGCCAGCUCGUUGUUCGCGUUCACAUUCUGAACGUCUUCCCGUUUACCUCCGAAGGCAAGAGGAUGGGCAUCGUCGUCAGGUUUGAGCAGGGAGCCGAGAACAGGCAGGAAGCGGAUGACGAGAUUUGGUUCUUUCAGAAGGGCGCAGACACUGUCAUGUCUUCGAUCGUUGCACCAUCCGACUGGCUGGACGAAGAAACUGCGAAUAUGGCGCGAGAAGGCCUACGUACCCUAGUCGUCGGCCGCAAACGUCUCUCCUCCCAGCAAUACGCCGAGUUCUCCACCCACUACACCCAAGCGUCCGUAUCGCUGCAAUCCCGCGACACCGCCAUGGCGGAUGUCGUCAAGAAAUUCCUUGAAACCGACCUGGAGCUGCUAGGUAUCACCGGCGUGGAGGACAGGCUCCAGAGAGACGUCAAGCCCUCGCUGGAACUCCUUCGCAACGCAGGUAUCAAAAUCUGGAUGCUGACUGGCGACAAAGUCGAGACGGCUCGCUGCGUUGCGAUCUCCUCGAAGCUUGUAGCUAGGAACCAGCCUAUACAGACGAUUACGAAGCUGAAGCGGAAAGACCUUGCGCCCGGUCUACUGAACCAGCUGCAGCAAUCUUCAUCGUCUGCCCUCCUUAUUGACGGAGAAUCGCUCGGGUUCAUGCUGACGCACCAUCGGAAUGAGUUUAUAGCAGUCGCUGUGAAGCUGCCGGCUGUGGUUGCUUGCCGAUGUUCCCCAACUCAGAAAGCAGACGUCGCGCAUCUCAUCCGAAGCUACACCAAGAAGCGCGUCUGCUGUAUUGGCGACGGCGGCAACGAUGUCAGCAUGAUUCAGGCGGCAGACGUUGGAGUGGGUGUCGUAGGGAAGGAGGGACGGCAGGCCAGUUUGGCAGCUGAUUUCUCAGUGGACCAAUUCUGCUACUUGACGAAGCUGCUUUUGUGGCAUGGACGGAACAGCUACAAGAGGAGCGCGAAGCUGGCGCAGUUUGUCAUUCAUCGAGGGCUCAUUGUCUCGGUGUGCCAGGUCGUUUACUCGGUUGCGGCGAGGUUUGAGCCGAUUGCUCUGUAUAAGGACUGGCUCCUAGUCGGCUACGCAACCGCCUACACCGCCCUCCCCGUCUUCUCCCUCGUCCUCGACCGCGACGUAUCCCCGCACCUCGCACACCUCUACCCAGAGCUCUACGCGGAGCUUACAGCCGGCCGCUCCCUCUCCCACCGCACCUUCUUCAUCUGGUGCGCCAUCUCGCUGUACCAAGGCCUCAUCAUCCAAGGCGGGGCCCAGCUGCUCGUCGGGCUAGGCCGCUCCGCUGACGGCGGCGUCGACGAAGGAGCAUUUAAAAAGAUGGUCGCGGUCAGCUACACGGUGCUUGUGCUUAAUGAGCUUAUGAUGGUGGCGGCGGAGGUGGUGACGUGGCAUUGGGUCAUGAUUGCUUGUAUCGUGGGGACUGCGGCGUCGUAUGCAGUCUCGGUGCCGUUCCUGGGGAGGUACUUCGAUCUAGGGUUUGUGUGGAGCGUGGGGUUUGUCUGGAGGGUGCUGCUUAUUGGCGCGGGUCUAUUGACUUGCUUGCUCGUCACGGCUACACUGAACGUGCCGGCCCGGUACUUCGCCUCCUUCCUGUAUAUCUCCGGCUGCUUUGCCGCCAAUUCGCUCGUCCACAGUUGGGGCGCGUCAACUACCGGCCAGACGCCCGAGAAGCGUGCGUGCGCCACCGCUAUUAUCAACGUCAUGGGACAGCUGGGCAAUAUCUGGAGUCCGUAUUUUUUCAGAUCCGGCGAUUCGCCUCGAUACACGUUAGCCAUGGUGCUGAUAAUGGUCUCUUCUAUCUUGAGUGCCAUCCUCUGCGCGUUCAUGAAAGGUAAUCUACGGAGGGACAACAAGAAGUUGGUUCAGCGCUCUGAGGGCACAGGAACCAUGCCGCAGCUGUAUACGCUAUAG
This is a messenger RNA of Coniosporium apollinis CBS 100218, 4293 nucleotides long. RefSeq lists its product as uncharacterized. The transcript is spliced from 3 exons. Gene Ontology annotation, molecular function: magnesium ion binding; ATP hydrolysis activity; ATPase-coupled intramembrane lipid carrier activity. Gene Ontology annotation, biological process: phospholipid translocation; retrograde vesicle-mediated transport, Golgi to endoplasmic reticulum; endocytosis. NCBI's taxonomy places the organism in Eukaryota, Fungi, Ascomycota, Dothideomycetes. Gene Ontology annotation, cellular component: endosome; plasma membrane; trans-Golgi network. The record is from RefSeq and is a predicted model, not a curated record. The coding region runs from base 1 to 4293 and encodes 1430 amino acids.